UCUCAUUUUCAAUUUAUCGCUUCAUAUCGCUAGAUCUAUUACUUGUUUGAUAUAGCCAGACAUCUGCCAUCUGUUCUUCUUAUCAGCGUUGCGAUUACCAGCUCUUCUCAGCAGAAGUAUCAACAUGACUCUCCCUACUCACAGCCCCCGAUUGCCACCACUGCUGCACGCAGACGUCGUGCAGACCCCUCCAAGACCGCCGUCGCCAGAGCAUCAAUUUGGCACACGCGCUGUGCAUGCUGGAGCCCACAUUGACCCCACCACAGGCGCUGUUAUCGCCCCGAUCUCGCUUUCGACUACUUUCGCCCAGUCCAGCGUUGGAAACCCAAUUGGUAUCUAUGAAUACACUCGCAGCGCGAAUCCUAACAGAGACCACUUCGAAGAAGCCGUCGCGGCGCUUGAGCAUGCCCGGUUCGCCCUCGCCUUCUCCUCCGGCUCGGCCACUACAGCCAUCGUCCUUCAGUCCUUAGCAGCCGGAUCGCAUGUGAUAUCCGUGUCGGACGUCUACGGCGGCACCCACCGCUACUUCACCAAAGUCGCCGCUGCACACGGCGUGCAUGUCACAUUCACGCCCGCCAUCGAGGUUGACAUCGAGGGGCUGAUCAAACCGAACGACACAAAGCUGAUUUGGAUUGAAUCCCCCUCUAAUCCUACCCUUGGCUUGGUCGACAUUCGCAAGGUGGCGUCGAUUGCGCAUCGUCACGGGAUACUGGUUGUCGUGGAUAACACUUUCUUAAGCCCAUAUAUUCAGAAUCCGCUGGAUCAUGGGGCUGAUAUUGUGGUUCAUUCGGUGACGAAAUAUAUCAAUGGUCACUCGGAUGUCCUCAUGGGCGUUGCCGCCUUCAAUGCUAUCGACCUCAAGGAACGUCUAACGUUCCUCCAGAACGCCAUCGGUGCCGUGCCCUCUGCAUUCGACUGCUGGCUCGCGCACCGCGGCCUAAAGACUCUCCAUCUCCGCGCUCGAGAAGCAACCAAAAACGCUACAACCGUCGCCAAGGCCCUCGAAGCCUCUCCAUUCGUCAAAUCUGUCAACUACCCGGGCCUCGACUCGCAUCCGCAGCGCGCGAUCGCCGUAAAACAGCACCGCGACGGGAUGGGCGGCGGCAUGCUCAGUUUCCGCAUCCAAGGCGGCCACGAAGCUGCCGAGCGCUUCUGCCAAAACACACGUGUUUUCGUUCUCGCCGAGAGUCUGGGUGGGAUCGAGAGUCUGUGCGAGGUUCCCUCUAGCAUGACGCACGCUGGCAUCCCCAAGGAACAGCGCGAGGCAGCCGGCGUGUACGACGAUCUAGUUCGGUUGAGCUGCGGAAUUGAAGAUGCGGCGGAUUUGAAGGCGGAUGUUUUGAAGGCGAUUGAAAAAGCUGCUACCUCGAUUAAUGGAAGCAAAUAAUAUAUCUGCUUGGGUAAUAUAAAUAGAUUUGGAUGGCGUUAGCAUAAGUGUUUA
Messenger RNA from Talaromyces proteolyticus, 1441 nucleotides. RefSeq names its product cystathionine gamma-lyase. Gene Ontology annotation, molecular function: cystathionine gamma-lyase activity; pyridoxal phosphate binding. The coding region runs from base 125 to 1387 and encodes 420 amino acids. The transcript has 4 exons. Gene Ontology annotation, biological process: transsulfuration. Gene Ontology annotation, cellular component: cytoplasm. Lineage: Eukaryota; Fungi; Ascomycota; Eurotiomycetes; Eurotiales; Trichocomaceae. The record is from RefSeq and is a predicted model, not a curated record.